Molecule: messenger RNA, 5013 nt
Organism: Planococcus citri (citrus mealybug)
Lineage: Eukaryota; Metazoa; Arthropoda; Insecta; Hemiptera; Pseudococcidae
Gene: Ubx
Product: Ultrabithorax
Exons: 2
Coding region: 794-1759 (321 amino acids)
Biological process (GO): anterior/posterior pattern specification; negative regulation of transcription by RNA polymerase II
Cellular component (GO): nucleus
Molecular function (GO): DNA-binding transcription factor activity, RNA polymerase II-specific; RNA polymerase II cis-regulatory region sequence-specific DNA binding
Source: RefSeq, a predicted model, not a curated record
AGGAAAUGCGAGAGGAUAAUCGUAAAACGUAAAGUGUAAACUACGAUAGUCCGCUGUACCCCGGCACUUGGCAGUCACAUGGUUUUAGUGCUAUGCUUUAAAGCUUUUCAGUACUGAUUGGGUUUCAGUCGUUAAUGCAUUACACUUCUCUAGACUAUACAGUGUGUUUACGUUCUGUCGCGCGCGAGCCAGCUAUAAAAUAACUUUUACGAUCUCAUUAUAUUAUUAUUGUUACGAUUAAGUUUUUACGACGACGAGUUGGGAAGUAGUAUCCUCCUCGCACGCGCGUUUUUACGAGUAUUCGAAAGCCUAAUAAUUUUUUUUAUAUAUAUUUUUCCAACAUUUCUCAAUAAUACAUUCAUAUACAAAAUACAUCGCCAAGUACGAAAUAUUUGCUGCUGUACGACGACUAACUUACAGUACAUCAACGUAAACGAGCGAGAAAAUUUAUUUUACGAUUGUCGAUAAUUUUACCGUCUUGUUUUACGAUCGUGGGAAAAAUAAUAAAUUUUUUUGGUGCAUCGUACGAUGACGUCGCACGCUGAACCAUCAGAGACGAAAUUCGUAACGUAAGUGGACACGUUCUUAAUAUUUAGUAAUUUUUUUGUGUACGUGUUUUUUGUAGUUUUUUUUUGUUGUUUUGGUUUUUCACUCGAUUUUUUUCGGUGCAAAAAUUUCGACAAUUUUCGCGACCUAUAGUGCGAAAAAUUGAAAAAUUGUUCAAUUUUCAUCAUAAUAAUUGCGAUAAAUCUCGCUUAAUAAAUUGUUAAAAAAUCGUAAAAAAUUCGUCGAGAUGAAUUCGUAUUUCGAGCAAAGUGGUUUUUACGGUAGUCACCAUCACCAUCAGUCAUCCGGCGCUACAGCCCAUCACCAUCACGAGCAAAACUCGGUAGCUGCAGCUUACAGAUUCCCAUUAGGAUUGGGUAUGUCACCUUAUGCCAGCUCGCAACACCAUCAUCAUUCCUUGCACCAAAGCAGACCGCCUCAGGAUAGCCCUUACGACGCAUCGGUGGCCGCAGCAGCCGCAUGUAAAUUAUACGGAAACAACGACAGUCAGCAAUCGGCCAAUUACAGCUCUUCUGCCAAAUCAGAAUGCAGCAAGGAUACCAGCCAUCAGAACGGGUACGCUGCAGUAGUCGCCGCAGCCAAGGAUGUAUGGCAGUCGGCAUCGUCGGCCGGAGGUGUGAAUUCUAAUCCGCUAAUUGGACCUGUAAGGCCUUCGGCGUGUACCCCUGAUUCCAGAGUAUCGGCUUAUGGUAAUACUAGUCUCGGAUUAGUCGGCGGUGAUCCGACUACCAGCCCAGGAGCGUCCGCAGGAUCCGUCAGAAAUUCUUCCGUCACCUCGUCUUUAACCGGUUCCUGGAAUACGUGCUCUAUUAAUUCCGCUUCCUCGCAACCGUCUGUAGCCACACAGCUGCAUCAGCAAAGUGCUAAUCAUACUUUUUAUCCGUGGAUGGCCAUUGCAGGAGCAAAUGGAAUGAGACGAAGAGGCCGCCAAACGUAUACCAGAUACCAAACCUUAGAAUUAGAAAAAGAAUUCCAUACCAAUCACUAUCUAACGCGAAGAAGACGAAUAGAAAUGGCACACGCACUAUGCCUGACUGAAAGACAGAUAAAAAUAUGGUUCCAAAAUCGACGAAUGAAAUUAAAGAAAGAAAUUCAAGCCAUCAAAGAACUAAACGAACAAGAAAAACAAGCCCAAGCACAAAAAGCAGCAGCAGUAGCGUUAGCAAACGCCCAAGGAUCCAACGAUCACUGAAUCCAUGUAUAAUGUCUGUUCGCAUCUCCCUUUUUCAUUUUUUUUUUCAUAAUUUCGUUUGUUUUCUUUUUUUAAUUUUUAUCAUUUGUUUUCUUUUUCAUUUUGGUUUUUAUUUGUUCGUUUGAUGUUUUUAUUUCGUUUUCUUUUUUCUUGUUUAUUAUUAUUUUUUUUUGUCGUUGUAUAAAAGUAUUUCGCGAUGCGUGUGCGAUUAAAGCGUAAAUUACCGGUGUUUAAAAGUUUUUUCUUUUUUUUUAAAUUUUAAAUUUAAUAUGUCGAUAGUGUGUAUAAAAAGUAAAUGCCCACGUAUUAUAAGAAAAUGCUCCGAAAAAAAGUUCGAGUGCACGCGAUUUAUAGUGGCGAAGUUCAAAGUGGUUCGGGUGUUCGCGAUGUGGCGUGGUGUGGCGUAUAAUGUGGCGGUUUCACGCGCGUGUAAAAUGUGUAUCGAGAGUUAGGGCAUUUGUGCAAUAUUCAUGUAUACGAUGAUGAUGGCUGGACGAAUGGACGAGGCGCGAUAUGUGGUCGUUUAAGGUAAGCUUCUUGAAUGCUGGAUUGGUUAUAACCAUACGAUACCAGACGGGUCUGUCCUAGGUAUAAGAAUGAUGGCCGAAUAUUGGUUCCAAGAAGCGGGGGGUUUUGACAGGUUUUUAUACAUACAUAAAUCUUUAGACGAGGUUUUAUAGAAUUUAUUUUGAUGUACUUACUUAAGUAUUUGUUUUUGGUACUUAUCGUGUUUAUUUAUUCAAAAGUAUAUAGUUUAAAGGCUGUUAAAUUAUACCUAUGAUCGACUCGUUUGAAUACCUAUCUUAUAAUAUUUAUAGAUUUAUACGAGUAAAUUAUGAUUUAUGAUAUCGAAGGGACUGAAGGGUAAGAAGAAUGCUACAAUUGUGUAUAGUGAUAUGCUCUGUAUGUAAAAUAAAUUUAUCAAUAAUGUGUGAUGAAAAGUUGAUCAAAAGAUAAUGAUUAAUGAGAUAAACGUUUUGUAGUUGUGUGAUUAUUCAUAAGCAUGAUUGUUGACUAAAAUCAAAUAGGUAGUCACUUUUUUAAAGACCUAUAAAACAUUUUUAAAACGACUCACUACAUAAAUUAAAUAUUCACCUGACUGCUUUACAUCUGUGCUAUUCAUUUUUAGAACAGAGGGAAGGGUAGGGGGAAAAUCUAAAAAUUCUCAUAAAACCACAAGGGCCUGCAACUUUUUUUUUAUUGAGUAAAUUUGUUCUAAUUGUUAUUUUUGAAAAAUAAUCGCUGAAAUGAACAUGAAAAAAAUACAUUCAAAAUUGCUUUAAACACUCUUUUGAAAUAUUAAUAAAGAAUCGAAAAAUACGCUGCAAAAAUAGUUUUCUCGAUGUUUCAAUAAUCCUUUAAAAUAGUUUAAAAAAAAUAUAAAACCUAUUCAUUAAAUUUUAAAGAAAUAUACCUAUCAAUAAAAUAACUUACAAUAGGUGUACUUAUUUAUACCCGGUAAACACACCGAACGCGAAUCGCCGGCGGAAAUCGCGGUCGCGAAAAUCGCGUUCGAUUCGCCGGCGAAUAGAAGGCAGAAAUCGCAGUGAAAAAAAUAAAAAAUCUCGUUGCAAAAAUCGUAGGCGUAUCGCGGGCGAAUAGACGGCGGAAAUCGCAGAGAAAAAAAUGAAACAACUCGUUGCGAAAAUCGUAGGCGUAUCGCCGGCGGAUUCAGCAGUGAUAUUUUCAACGCGAUACUCGCGUUCUAUCCGCCGGCGAAUCGAACGCGACAAUCGCGCUGAAAAAAUUUGAAAAAAACACUGCUGAAUCCGCCGGCGAUACGCCUACGAAUUUCGCAACGAUCUUUUUCAUUUUUUUCAGCGCGAUUUCCGCGGUCUAUUCGUCGGCGAAUAGAAGGCGAAUUUAGUAGAGUUCUUUUACAAUAUUUUUCAUGCGAUUUUCGCAUUUGUUUCGCGUUCAAUCGAGUGAGCAUUCAGAUGUUCUUACGCAAGCAUGCAAUAACGAGCAGAAUGUUGUGUUUUUUUUUAUCUUUUCGUUCGUGUUUAUUUCAAAUUGGUUUUCUGGUGUUGAAUUUUGAUUAAUUUUUUUGGAGUGAUAACGAACAAUUUUUUUUCGUGGUGUGUACAUAGAAUAAAUUUUUCGGCGAUGAGUCAGAUUGGAAUUUUUUUGUGAUUAUUUCUAAUGAAUUUUUUUUAGCAAUUUUUGACACUUUUUUGUGAUUUUUAAAAUAAAUUUUUCACUGUAUUGAUUCAAAUUUAAUUUUUUUAUUUAGCUUGGAAUUUUUCAUGGUGAUUUUGAACUGUUUUUUAGUGAUGAAUUCUGAUAAAUUUUUGAUGAUUUCGAAUGGAUUUUGUAUGGUGACUUAGAAUAAUUAUUCUAAAUCUCCAUAAUCCAAUUUUUGUGUUUUUGGUUAUUUUAAUAAAUUACAAUUGAUGUUGUUGCAUUCUUGUGUGAAGUGAUUUACCCAAGUAUAGGUACUUCAUCGUUUUUUCUUUUGUUAUUUCCUAGUUUGUCUUCCUACAUCAGAAUCAGAAAGCAUUCUUCACUUAAUUUACUCGUUAUUUAUUUUGUUUUCUUGAUUUUUAAUUAUGUAAACAAGUAAAUUACUCGUAAAAUUAAUUGAAGAAUACGUUCUGAUUCUAAUGUGGGAGAAGAAACUAGGAAAAAACCAAAGCAAAACAUCAUUGCGAUUAUCGCCUUCGAAUCGCGUUCUAUUUCAACAGCGAUAUCGCUGCGAUUCCCGCCGGCGUAUCGCCUUCGGAUUCCGCUGCGGAAAAAGCGGACAUUUUCGCCGGCGAUUCGAACGCGAUUCCCGCCGGCGAUACGCCGGCUGCCAAUACGAUGAUCGCCUUCUAUUCGCUGGCGUAUCGCGUACUAUGUGUUUACCGGGUACCUACCAAUAUUUUUAAAAACACUUUUCGUAGCAUUUUAAACAUCUUUUUUUACUUACCCAUUUUUUGGAUUUCUUACAUACGUAAUUUAAAACCAAUCUAAUGCUAAUUAUAAAAUUGUUAACUACCAUUUGUGACUAUAAGAGAUCUCGUAUGCUAAAGAUUUUUGUACAUAUUUUGAACAGUUUUAAAAUUAUAAGAACACGACAUUUUUUUUGUGUGUGAUUUAAGUUUAUUUUAUUUUGCCUUUAUAAUAAUUUGAAAAAUUUUGAUAAUUUUUAGUCAUUUUGAAGAAUUUUUUUAUGCUAUUUAAGUAUUAUUUAUCCUUAUUUUGAACAAUUUUUAUUGCGUAGUUUAAUUUUGUUACAUUUCAACGGUUACUUCAAUAUAAUUUUGUGGUAC